Colletotrichum siamense is the source of this 1467-nucleotide messenger RNA. RefSeq names its product WSC domain-containing protein. NCBI's taxonomy places the organism in Eukaryota, Fungi, Ascomycota, Sordariomycetes, Glomerellales, Glomerellaceae. The record is from RefSeq and is a predicted model, not a curated record. Gene Ontology annotation, biological process: response to reactive oxygen species; cellular response to oxidative stress; hydrogen peroxide catabolic process. Gene Ontology annotation, molecular function: heme binding; peroxidase activity. The transcript has a single exon. The coding region runs from base 1 to 1467 and encodes 488 amino acids.
AUGUCUACGUUCGACGCGGCAACUGGCACUGGUGGGCUUGAUGCAUCACUCAUGUUCGAGCUUGAGCGGCCUGAGAACAUCGGCUCUGCUUUCAACAACACGUUUGCAGCAAUGUGGGAUUUUCUCACGCCUAGAUCCUCAGUCUCUGAUCUUCUAGCUCUCAGCGUCGUGGCUGCAGCUGCGGCGUGUGACGGGCCGAAAAUUCCUUUCCGAGCCGGUCGUAUCGACGCAACUGAAGCAGGACCUGCCGGGGUUCCCAAGCCGGAAGAUGACCUUGAAAGUACGCGCCAAACAUUUAAGAGGGCGGGCUUCAACGAUGGUAAGACCACAGCCUUUGGAAAGGCCCAUAUCAGUGUGCGCCCUAACAAGACGUAUGCAGAGGACAUGAUUACAAUGGUAGCAUGCGGUCACAGCUUGGGCAACAUACAUAGUGUCGACUUCCCAGAAAUGGUAGCCGGCGAGACUUCCGAAGAGAACAUUGCUCAUUUCGAUACUUCUCCGACCAACUUCGACAACGCAGUUGUGACUGAGUAUCUUGAAAACGAGACAGCUAACCCUCUGGUGGUCGGGGCGAACGACACAAUGAACUCGGACAAGCGCAUCUUUGGUUCCGACGGUAACGCUACCAUGUCUUCUCUCUCGGAUCCUGUCACAUUCAAGUCAAAGUGCACCCGAAUCUUCGAGCGCAUGAUCGAUACCGUUCCCGCGUCAGUGAUAUUGACAGAGCCACUAGAUAUUGUCGAUGUCAAACCCUACGUGGAUCCUCCUCGGCUGCAAUCGGACGGCAGCCUGCUGUUUGAAGGGCGCAUUAGAGUCCGUAAUAAUGCGGAAACGGGUAUCAACGGUGAUGACCUGGAAGUAUCAUUGGAUUACCUGGAUCGCCAAGGGUCCCGAGACGCAGAUAUGAUUGUGGCCAGCCGCGCCCGCAGCAGGGGUGGCCAGUCGUAUGGCUUCUGGGGCAACACGUUCACCUGGUUCGAAUUUUCCCGAUCAAUCAACGCCAGCACUGGAAUCAGCAAUUUCAACAUUCUGCUCAAGACACUUUCUACCGGUACAACAUUCAUUCUUGACAAUUCAAACACUGGUGGAUAUCCUGUGGAUUCCGACUUGCUGUACCAACAAACAGAUUCAUGCGUCACGGGAACCGGUACGACUCGAGACUUGUCUCUGGUUAUAGCUCUGCGCAAAGAGUUAGCUGGUGGAAGCACCCAACCUCUUCUGCACCUUGCCCAUCGCGUCGCUCGACCAGGUGUCUUGCUCCCAAGGUUGGAAGUGGAAAGCGUGCCGUUCCUUUCAGUUCCAGGCUUGGAAAAAAGUGGUUUUCAAUAUUUUCGUGCCAAUGCCACCCUUGACGCAAGCGGGUGGAGCACGACAUUUGAUAUUACGAUGGAAGAUUCAUCAGCGGGCGGUAAACAUGAACUGGGUCUCUUGAAGACAAGUGUUCUGUCAGGGACUUGCACCGUUUAG